ACACACACACCAAGGCAGGGGUCGGACCAGUGCGGUACGUAUCACAACGAAAUUCGACAGAAGAAGUCUGAGUGCAAUCCUGAACGUUCAUAAUCCAAGCACAGCUCGAGAACUGAGGGCUUAGACGUAUCCGACCGUGUUUCAGGAUUGUCAGUUGUUGGCAAUCAUAUGAAAUAUAUAAACGCGCUUCGUCAGUUAACGUUAACCCUUACUGGUGAAUUCCCUUCAGUGCGUUAUUGAGUUUAGACGUCGUAACACACCGGCAGCUGCAUCCACGAUCUAAAAUUAGUGCCUUAACACCGCGUGAGCCAAACAGACGCUUUCGAACAUUAAACACGUGUUCUGGUUAUCGGUUAGUAGUGCUGGAAACGGGGUUUCGUCAAACUCAAAACUUUAUGUUCCAAUCCGCUUACCUAUGCGAGAUCGUAGAAGCACCUUCACCAAAGAAUACAUAAACACUAUUGUUAACCCUUUAGGAACCCGUCCACCAAGACAGAUAGAAAGCCACAUACAUAGAGAACGCGCGGCACUACAAGAGCCCGCUGAAGAAAAAACCCAAAAAACCAUGCUGAUGCCUAGUGCAGGCCUUGGAGGCUCCGCCGACACGGAAACCUUGGUUGGAAGCCUAGGUACGCUAGGUGUUCUUAGUGCCGGAAGCCUAAAUGGUACUUCGGUCCAGAACAAAGACACAACCUGGACUAAACUCUUCGUUGGUGGUCUACCUUAUCACACUACCGAUAAAUCUUUGAGAGAUCAUUUUGCUGUCUAUGGUGAAAUCGAAGAAGCAGUUGUGAUAACAGACAGACAAACUGGGAAAAGCAGGGGAUAUGGAUUUGUGAUAAUGGGAGAUAGAACAUCGGCAGAAAGAGCGUGUAAAGAUCCAAAUCCUAUCAUAGAUGGCAGAAAAGCUAACGUAAAUUUAGCAAUAUUGGGUGCAAAGCCUAGAGGAAAUGUACAGACUGUUCCUUUCGCAGGUUUUCCUUUCCCUGGAAUAAGGACGGGCUACCCAACGCUUUUACCAAGCCAGUAUGGUGUUCCUCCUGGAUAUGUUUACCAAUCCCCUUACUUGACUGCCACUACGCCUGGUAGUUUGAUGCAACUGCCUACGACGCCACUGUCGCAUGCUGCUGCUGUGGCAGCAGCUGCUACAUCACAAUUUUACGAAUACCAAAACGCCGCCGCUGUUGCGGCUGCUGCAGCUGCACCUUACACAGGACAAUACACAAACGGAUUUGAUGCCUACACCCCUUACACUGCUGCAGCAGGAACAGCUAGUUAUAUGCCUUACACUUACGCAACAUUACCUCAAACACCUGGCCUACAGACAGCAACAGCGGGUGCUUUUCCAGCCAUCCCAUAUCAAACAGCAGCCCAAGCUCCAGCUCUACAAGAAGCUAGACUUCAAUAGUGGCAUCUUGUACGGUUAUGAUUAAUUUGUGAAAUAACCGGAAAUCACAAAAACAUACCAAAUAUUCUCAUGACAAAUCAGAUUAUUGUUGAUAGUUCAAGGAAGAAUCGAAAUCAAUGCCCUUUUUUUUUAGAAUAUUUCAGAAUGUACUCAAUUCUACGCAACUUUUAGUUUUUUGUCUAAAAUUCGAUAAAGAAAAAGUGUGGUGAAAUCUUCAAAUAUUUGACUCAGAUUAUUUACGAAUACAGUAAACCUCAAUCUUAUAGAGGCUCGUCUAUCCUGCAUUCUGGCGGAUUUGAUGAUUGGAAAAAUCAAUUUUUUUCCAAUACUGUGAUGAAUUAUGUGCAUGAAUUUUCUUCUGAAGCCAUUUUUUUGUUGACAAAAGAAUUCCACAUUAUUCUUAGUUACCAAGUAUGAGUAAAUUUUUGCUCAAUAAAAAACAGACUCUAAUUGCUCCUACUUUUGCAGAUAGUUUUUGUUGUACUGCAAAAGGAGUGCAAUAAAAUUCUAUAAACAUAGUAAAUUAUGAAUCUAAUAAAUAAAUAAGUCUAGUCUUGUAUAAUAGUACUUAAAAGUUAGUAUUUAGAUCUGUAUUUCUUAGUAUAAAGCAAUAUGGAAUUCUCUCUAGAGUUCUUUUUUCAGUUUUGCGAAACUGAUGAAGUUUCGUUUAUUUAUUUUUCGUAUGAGAAACAGGGAGAAAAUGAAACCAAAAAAUUUCUAGUUAAUUCUGAGAAAUUAGUUGAUGAAUUAUAUUAUUCACGUAAAACAUUAUUUAUUCUUAAUGCCUAUCGUUGUUCCUUCUGGUAAAAAGCAAUGAGAUGAUUUCCAAACUCCUCGCAGUGAUGAAAAUCUUAUCAUUUCUAAAUUCAUCAAUGUUUAUAUAAAAGACUAUUUAAUCGAUUUGAAGCAAAUGAACUAAUGAGGAGGCGCCUUCUGAAUCCUAAGCAUAAAAAUAUCUAGUCACUUAACGGUCUCUAUAAAUUCCGUCCAAUGAAAAUUGUGCCUUUGUAUUUAGUUUUCAUGGUCGUCUUCAUGAAACUAACAUUCAAGAUAUUAUCCCAAAAUUUUUUCAGAAGAUAUUCCGCUGUACAACAGCCAAAAUGCGUACAGUUGAAAAUUUUCUCAGAAAACUAUUUUUCGAACUAAGUAACAACAUUAUGUUUAAUGAAAGGCCUCCAGUACCCUAAAAUAACAAAAAUCGACAAACUAUCGAACAUAGUUGAGAUGUGCUCGACACUUCUGAAAUUUCACAGUCAAAUUUCAACUAAAAAUGAAUUGUGAAUAUUUGAAAUAUUCAGUUCACACCAACUAAAAUAUAACGAGCUUUCGUGGUCAAGAGUGCUGUGACAUUCUACUGAGUUGAAGUUUUGUGUACAAAAGUUAUGCGCAGUAGAUUGGCACAACACACUAGACCACGAAUUUAAAUGAACGCUCGUUAUAUAAUGAAGAAAUCAACGUUUUAUUUUGUUUCUAAUCAAUUUAUCAGAAAGGCACAACUCUCUUCAGUCAGAUUCGACUGGAUCUCUGUUUAUUAAAGUUGUAUAAACACACAUCCUGACUGUUACAAAACAGUCAUUGAAUAGAAAAUGUAGUCAUUAGAAUAAGUGUUUUUUUUUUCAAUAUUACAAUUCUGAAAAAAAAAAUCCCAUUACUGGUGUAAUGUUAAAAACAAACCAGUAUUGUCACUUAAAUAGUGAAUAUUGUUAUUAUUCAAACCUAAAUUAUUUUGUACUUAUACAAUAUAUUCAUAUUGUAUAAUAUGUCAUACAGUUAAAAUAAAUAUUUCUAUAUAAA
Harmonia axyridis is the source of this 3202-nucleotide messenger RNA. Its product is annotated as RNA-binding protein 24-A-like. NCBI's taxonomy places the organism in Eukaryota, Metazoa, Arthropoda, Insecta, Coleoptera, Coccinellidae. Gene Ontology annotation, molecular function: RNA binding. Gene Ontology annotation, cellular component: cytosol. The transcript is spliced from 5 exons. The coding region runs from base 416 to 1408 and encodes 330 amino acids. The record is from RefSeq and is a predicted model, not a curated record.